AUGGAUAUUUAUGAUGAAAUAGAGAUUGAAGAUUUCACCUUUGAUCCAGAAUUAAAGAUAUUCCAACAUCCAUGUCCAUGUGGGGAUAGGUUUGCCAUAACUUUGGAUGACUUGGUUGAUGGUGAAGAUAUCGCUGUAUGUCCAAGUUGUAGUUUGAUGGUAAAAGUAAUAUUUGAACCUGAAGAUUUGGAGGAGUUCCUAGAGGAUUAG
Molecule: messenger RNA, 210 nt
Organism: Yamadazyma jaroonii
Lineage: Eukaryota; Fungi; Ascomycota; Pichiomycetes; Serinales; Debaryomycetaceae
Source: the annotation of a GenBank genome assembly